This is a messenger RNA of Coffea arabica (coffee), 1110 nucleotides long. The record is from RefSeq and is a predicted model, not a curated record. Lineage: Eukaryota; Viridiplantae; Streptophyta; Magnoliopsida; Gentianales; Rubiaceae.
AACUUCAGAUUAACAAUUUCUAGGUAUAAGAAAAUGGAAGCAUGCAUAACUCCUUCGCCUGAAGUAAAAAGUGUUGCUGAAGUGGCUGGUGGAGAGUUGAAGAAGUUUCCAGCUAGGCUCUUUGCCGUGCCUCCCCGAGUUGAAAAGUUGAUGGUCCCAGGAGUGACAGUUGAAUCUUAUGAGGAGGAUAAUAAACUAUGGAAAAAACAUGUUAGUGUGUACAAGAAGAUCAACAGCUUACUGGGCACCACAAGAUAUCGAAACAUAAUGGAUAUGAAUGCAGGCCUUGGAGGUUUUGCUGCAAAUUUGGAAUCACCAAAACUAUGGGUAAUGAAUGUUGUGCCCACUAUAGCUCAGAACACUCUGGGCAUCAUAUAUGAGAGAGGUCUGAUCGGCAUGUAUCAUGACUGGUGUGAAGGCUUCUCUACUUACCCAAGGACAUAUGACCUCCUUCAUGCUAGUGGCUUAUUCAGCUUGUACCAGGAUAAGUGUGAAUUUGAAGAAAUCCUCUUGGAAAUGGAUCGUAUUUUGCGGCCUGAAGGGACUGUGAUCAUCCGUGAUGGAGUCGAUGCCUUGAAUGAGGUGAGAAAAAUUGCUGGAGGAAUGAGAUGGGAUAUAAAAUUGGUCGAUCAUGAAGAUGGACCACUUGUGCCCGAAAAGAUAUUCGUUGCAGUCAAACAAUACUGGGUUGGCAGCGCAGGAAAUAGCACAACAGACGAUGCAUAAACCAUGUAGAUUGUUGGAUAUACAAGGCAAGCUAACAGUUGCUGCAAAGCAGAAACUAUACAGCUACACUUGGAGAUUUCUAAUAUCUUAAAACUCUUUUAAAUACUGGAUUCCAUAGAUUGCAGAUUUACUUGUGCAACUUUCAUUAUAGAGCAUUUUUGGCUGAAUGUUCUGGUCUGUCUUGGAGGGCCGGCUGAGCGAAUGCCAUAGCCCUUCAAAAAGUGGAGCAAGAACUGCUCAGUAAAACUGUGAUAUCUACUUGCUUUAGCUUAAUUAGCUAGAGCAACAUUUAGUGAUUAGUGACUAGCUUCAUUUGAACAAUUAUUAAACUCGCUCCGGUCAUAUUUCCUGCCUUCCUUUUUUUCAUAAACUGUGAAUUAUUGC